Acytostelium subglobosum LB1 is the source of this 594-nucleotide messenger RNA. RefSeq lists its product as hypothetical. The record is from RefSeq and is a predicted model, not a curated record. The transcript has 3 exons. Gene Ontology annotation, cellular component: plasma membrane; actin cytoskeleton. The annotation marks the transcript as partial. Gene Ontology annotation, biological process: actin filament bundle assembly. Lineage: Eukaryota; Evosea; Eumycetozoa; Acytosteliales; Acytosteliaceae. Gene Ontology annotation, molecular function: actin filament binding.
AUGUCAGCAAACCUUGGACCAUGUAAAAAGUGUGGAGUUAGAGUGUACCAGCUCGAAGGAGUCACUGCUGCCAAAUCAUGCUGGCACAGAACUUGUUUCAAGUGCGAGACUUGUGGAUGGCAGUUAACUUUGACCAACUACAAGAGUAUCAAUGAUAAGAUUUACUGCAAGAAUCACUAUCCAGUCACUGGAUUUGGAACUGACCACGUUGUUGGUACCACUACCACUCACAGCAUCGGUGUUGCUAACGCUGUUAAUGCACCAAAGUUGGACACUGUUAACGAUCAAGUCAGAGGAGAUGUUGGAAAGACACAGGUUGGAAUGGACAGUAUGCACAUUGCCAAGGGAGUGUCUGCACCAAAGUUGGAUGUAGUCAAUGAUCAGAUCAGAGGUGAUGCUGGAAAGACCCAGGUUGGAUUGGACAGCAUUCAAAUCUCAAAGUCAGUCAAUGCACCAAAGUUGGACGUUAUCAACGAUCAGAUCAGAGGUGAUGCCGGUAAGACUGGCGUCGGUUUGGACAGCAUCAGUAUCCAAAAGGGUCUCGACGCACCAAAGCAAGCACCAGUCAUGCACCAAGUGCGUGCUGCCGACUCA